Brassicogethes aeneus is the source of this 1786-nucleotide messenger RNA. The record is from the annotation of a GenBank genome assembly. Lineage: Eukaryota; Metazoa; Arthropoda; Insecta; Coleoptera; Nitidulidae.
AUGAUAUCAACAAUUAUAUCAAGAUUAGUCAUAUUAGUGUUCGGCACCCUUUACCCCGCUUAUGCUUCAUACAAGGCUGUGAGAACGAAAAAUGUCAAAGAAUAUGUAAAAUGGAUGAUGUACUGGAUCGUUUUCGCGCUUUUCACGUGCAUUGAAACGUUCACCGAUGUAUUUUUAAGUUGGUUUCCAUUUUACUAUGAAAUCAAAAUUAUUCUGGUCAUAUGGCUGCUCUCCCCUGCCACCAAAGGAUCCAGUUUUCUUUACAGGAAAUUCGUCCACCCAUUGCUCAGCAGCAGAGAACAGGAAAUUGAUGAGUACCUUUCAAAAGCCAAAGAAAAAAGUUACCAGCAGGUCCUGGACCUGGGAUCCAAGGGCAUGAGCGUCUUGAUGCAGAGCGCAAUAAAGGGUGGCGGGGGAAUUGUGAACCAAUUGCGUAAGAGCUACAGUUUGGGCGACCUAAGCGACCCGAUGCUCGCCGAAGGACAAGACGAAGGUGAUGUCGUUAUCACCGACCCGAGGUUAAGAAGACGAAAAAUGAGUCCACAUAGAUCCAGUUCGACUAGUUCAGCAGCGUUAUAUUUUUCCGAUGUCGAUGCCAGAUCGGACAGAGUUGGAAGCAUUCGAUCACCAGAUGAUAUAAGUUCUGGCUACUCUAGCGGAGAAAACUUGUACGCCUCGGGUCAUCUAAAAGUACAGGGAAGAGAGGCUCUAUCCAGAACUGGAUCAUUAACCAGAUCCCGCACUGGAAGAGUAACUAGGUCAACAGUUCCUAAAAAAACCACCAGCGUCGCUAGUGAUGAUAGCGACGAAAACGAGGUCUUUGAUACAAACGUAAUUUUUUUGAACGACAAAAUGAAAGCCAUAAAUCGUUUGGUCGACGAUGAACAGGAAUCUUCAAGUGAGGGGGAUUUUGUCGACACUUUAGACUCCUUGCAUGGUAACAAAGACAGUAGCGAUAACAAAACUGUAUUAACAGCAUGUCGGGAUUCCUUCAAUGAUUUAUCCUUGGAAAAAGAUAAUCCUGAAGAUGUUGCAUGGUUUGAUACUCCCUCAACUGAUACCAUAGCAUCAGUCAGAGGAGGUCGUUAUAACAAGAAGACAGCCCCAUCCCCUCCAAUAAAAGCCACUUUGGUUUUGAAACCUGGCGUGGUAAAAAACGUUGCAUCAUCCGAGUCAAGUAAGGAAGUGUUCGUGCACUCGCCCAAAGCAAAGCGUAGGUCCCUUAGUAGUAGUAGUAACAACAAACCAAACCCACUAUCAAAGUUGAUGCGUUUGCCGAAAAAAAUCGGUAUGUGGGGGAAAGAAGGGUUGACUCUUAUCGAUACGAAAAUUCACUCUAAGAGUGCCCACGAUUUGCGUGCUACUGCUUCCUGUGGUUCCGGAAGUCAUACUUCGUUAAAUAGUCUCGCUGAAUCACCUAUGGCUCACAGAAGACUCAAAAUUGUUCGAAAACUGUUCGAGGAAGAUGUCGACUGACUAACACGGUGUCUCUUUCAAGGAUUCUAGUAGUGCCACGUUGCCGAGGGUGAAAAAAACGACAAAAAAGAAAACUCUAUGAGGAAUUGUGAAUGUUAAGUUCAGCCUAUUAGAAAAAAUGUGAUGUUACAAUUUAUUAUUUAAGUUAGCUAAAUCAUAUUUAAGGAGUGUGUUUUCGUGUUGAGAUUAUCGAUUUUAUAAUGUUAUACUUAAUUAGGGAAAGUGUUUAUGUGCAUGUUGUAAAGGAUAUGUAGGAAAACCGUUUUUAACUUUUUACUUGUGAUAAUUUUAUUAUACCAACCCAACUAUA